This is a messenger RNA of Pochonia chlamydosporia 170, 1800 nucleotides long. RefSeq names its product flavin-binding monooxygenase-like family protein. NCBI's taxonomy places the organism in Eukaryota, Fungi, Ascomycota, Sordariomycetes, Hypocreales, Clavicipitaceae. The transcript is spliced from 4 exons. Gene Ontology annotation, molecular function: flavin adenine dinucleotide binding; N,N-dimethylaniline monooxygenase activity; NADP binding. Bases 1 to 1800 code for a protein of 599 amino acids. The record is from RefSeq and is a predicted model, not a curated record.
AUGGAGAAUAUGGAUUGCGUUGUGAUAGGCGCCGGAUUCCACGGUCUGGCGGCCGCAAAACACUAUCUGUGCAGUCAGCCAGAUCACUCAGUUGCGAUACUAGACUCACAAGCAUCCAUUGGUGGCACAUGGGCGGAAGAAAGGCUGUAUCCAGGCCUAAAAACGAACAAUAUGUUUGGGACGUACCAAUAUCCUGAUUUCCCAAUGGAAAGUGGGAAAUAUGGCGCAGAACCCGGCAGACAUAUCCCUGCGAGAGCAGUCCAUGAAUAUCUCAAAUCGUAUGCCGACCAGUUUGAUCUGACUCAAUUGAUUCGCCUCAACACAAAAGUUGUUUCCGCGGAGCACCAAGAGAUUGACGGAGGAUGGAUUUUGAACCUUCAAUGCAACGGAGAAACGUCUACAAUCCGCACAAGGAGACUAAUCGUUGCGUCCGGCUUCACCUCUGAGCCAAAUAGGGUAAGUUUUGUUGGGCAGGAAAACUUUGGAGGUCGAGUGUUCCAUGGACGAGAGUUUCACCAGAAUGCAGACACUGUGAAGGCUGGUCAAAGUGCGACAGUUUAUGGGUCAACCAAGUACGCCUGGGAUGCUGUAUAUGCAUAUGCCACCGCUGGUGCAGAUGUGCAUUGGGUCAUUAGAGCAAAUGGCCACGGCCCAUGCUGGAUGACACCGCCAUAUGUGACUCCUCUGAAGCAAAGAGUGGAAUUUUUGGCCAACACGAGACUACUUACGUGGUUUAGUCCUUGUAUCUGGGGAUCCGAGGACGGCCAUCCGUGGAUUCGAAGACUCCUACAUGGAACAAUUGUUGGGCGGUUCAUCACAAAUUUGUUCUGGAAAAUUCUCAGCUCUGAUGUGUUGGCUUUGUGCAACUUCGAUUCGCACGCAGAGACGAAGAAGUUGAAACCUACCCUCAACGCCAUGUUCGCCGGAACAAGUUUUAGCAUUCUGAACUACGACACGGACUUUUUCGAGUUUGUGCGGAACGGUCAAGUCAAGGUUCACCUAGCCGAAAUUGAUCGUCUGAGCCAAGGCACGGUGCAUCUCUCGGACAACACCUCCUUCGAAUCGGAGUCAAUCCUUGUGCAUACUGGAUGGAAGAAAGUUCCGCCCAUGAAGUUCCUCCCGGAGGGGAUCGAGGUAGAGCUGGGCUUACCACAUGAACAAACAGGGCAGCUUGCCAAAGCUGAUUUCGGAAGCAAUAUGGAACUGCUUCAGAGAGCCGAUAGAGAAAUCUUGUCCCGGUUCCCCCGUCUGCAAGACCAACCUGCUUGCCUUGACAGCUAUGUGCCAACCUCGCAGCUUCAGGGAAUCGCCAAAUCCGAAACCUCAACCGAGUACAACAAACUAACACCAUUUAUGCUCCAUCGCUAUAUUCUGCCGCCAGCAUCACGAUUCCUUCGGCAUCGAGACAUUGCUUUCUGUGGCAUGGUGAUGAAUUUCAGCACGCCAAUAUUGACGCAUGUUCAGAGUCUGUGGGUAGCUGCGUUCAUGUCGGGUAACUUGGAUCGAGACGUGACAUCGAAUAUUUCGGACCCAGGGGCCUUGGAAGAACUUCAAUACCAGACAGUGCUGAACAAUCGUUUUGGCAAAUGGCGGUACCCCGUGGACUGGGGUAACAAGGCUCCGGCGUUCAUCUUUGAUGCAGUCCCUUAUUACGACAUGCUGCUUCGAGACCUUGGGUUGCCAUAUAAGAGGAAACCGGGACUACUAUCAAACUUGCUUGAUCCAUACGGUCCUGAGGACUACCAAGAUACGACAGCGGAAUGGCUUGCAAAACACCGACCGUGGAAGCAGACGAAAUAA